Miscanthus lutarioriparius is the source of this 1032-nucleotide messenger RNA. The record is from the annotation of a GenBank genome assembly. NCBI's taxonomy places the organism in Eukaryota, Viridiplantae, Streptophyta, Magnoliopsida, Poales, Poaceae.
AUGGAGCAGCCCGCCGCUCCCGAUCGGAGCGAUGUCCCGGCCGGGGAGUGCGAAUGGCGGGAGGAGCUGCGGCGGCAGCAGUCCCAGGUGGACGCGCUGCGGGAGCGGCUCGUGGAGGUGAAGGUCGGGAUGCGGUGCUCCGAGGGCGACUCCCGGAGGGAGCUCGACCACCUGUGCCGCAGGGUGAAGACCAUCGCCACGCUGCUGGCGUACCUCAAGUCCAAGGCGAGGAUCAUGGCGAUACCGCACCUCGCGCACACCUCCUGCGGGAUCAGGCAGCAGGAGGGCGUCGGGUACGUCGACCGGCACGGGGUGCCGCUGGCGGACUGGCCCAAGGGCAGCGCCGGGCCUGCGCCUUGCGGGGCAGGUUCCGGUGAUGUGAUGGUGGCGGCGGAGGGUGGUGCUGCUCCUGUGCACGGCGAUGCCGCCGGGGGUGGUGUGGAUGUGGAUGACAUUCUCAAAUCCAUCCGCGUUGUGACUGAUGUGAUGGAGUCGCUUGUGAAGAGGGUGAUUGUGGCCGAGUCCGAAGCAGCUAACGAGAAAGAGAAGGUGAGGAUGGGGUUGGAAGAGAUCAGGAGGAAGACGCUGCAGGUCGAGACUAUGUCUGCCAAAGUUGAGGAGAUGGAGAAGUUUGCGGUGGGUACGAAUGGGAUGUUGAAUGAGAUGAGGCAAAGGGUUGAGGAUAUGGUGCUGGAGACCACUCGGCAGAGACAGCGCGCUGCUGAAAAUGAGCAGGAGCUUAGUCGGGUAAAGCAGGAUUUCGAGUCCCUGAGAACUUAUGUUAGCACUCUGGUUAGUGUCAGAGAAACUCUUCUCUCAUCAGAAAAGCAAUUUGAAACGAUGGAGAAACUCUUUGACAGAUUAGUUGCCAAGACUAACCAGCUCGAGAGCGAGAAAGCUCAGAAAGAAACUGAAGUCCAUAAAGUGAUGGAGGAGAAUGUGAGGCUACGCACUAUGCUUGACAAGAAAGAGGCGCAGCUCCAGGCGAUGAGUGAGCAGUGCAAGUUUAUGGCACUGAAUCACCACAACUAG